ACGGCAGGAAACCCUCGCGUCUGAGCUGGGGACUAUAAGAACUUCAGUGAGAACAAAUUUACAAGCUAUAAUGCGAGCCCAUAAGGAACUGCUCCCUAAUUGCAUCUUAUAUUAAAUAUUAUCGUGCAUAGAUCUGCAGUACGUGUGUGCAAGUUCAUUGUUUAAAAUAGCAUACCCUCCACUUCUGAAAACCUAUAUGACACUGUUGCACACAGAGCGUCUCAUAAAGACACUAACUGCAGUUCACUGUGCGUUAUAAACAAUAGCAGACUGCGUUUUUAUUGCGAUUUGCAGUUCCUUAAUCUCUUCCCUAUAGUUCUCAGCUGACUGUUAGUGUCUCAGGCCCCGUCCAAGCACCAGAUAAAAGGCUUUAUUAAUAACGAGAUAACGGGUCAUUAAAUUGUUAAAUACCACUAGAACUCCUCACUAUGAUUAAACAUAAUUUUUUUUUCAGAAGAAGAAUCCCCAAAUAAUUUGCAUAAGGGUACUGCCGGUCACGCGGCUAUGCUGCAAUAACUUGGGAGGAAAAAUAGCAAUUAGGUCCAAAGUUGAUGGUAAUUAGAUUUUGGGUUUGCUACUGUACUUCCGUGUCUUGUUAACGUAACUCUGACCUUUGGAAGAGCCGCAUAUUCUCAUUAAAUGGUUUGGAAAUUAACGUCUGCCUCUCCAUCCACUCUGUUACAACAGAACAGUUACUUCCCCUUAUCAAUCUUUUGGUGGCGUAUGUAUUUCAUCCGCUGUAAAGCGGCUGAUAUCCCGGUAAUGAACAUGGUGGAAUAUAUUAAUCCGCAUAUUCCCCCCUCUCUCUCUCUCUCUCUCUUACUCUCACUCACUCACUCUCUCUCUCUCUCUCUCUCUCUCUCUCUCUCUCUCUCUAUCCUUCUCUCAUUCCCCCUCUCUCUCACCAUUCCGUUUUCACGCGGCGCAGUGUCCGUACGGAGGAAGCAAAGCCAAUAGGACGUGGUUGGGCUAAUAAAUGCAAAUUAUUAUGGAAAGAGACGGCAAAAUAUGAAACAACUCAUUUGGGCGGAAGUAAAUGACCGAAAACUGUUUAUGAGUGAACCGCUUCACGAAGAUGUGAUACCGGGAUACCGUGUUUUCAGAUCAAUAACAUGAAGGCUUAAUUUUCUUAGAAACAAAAUCCUCGGCGUGUUUGUUUGUUUACCCAACACCAAGUUCUCUCCAUUCAGCAGUCAGAUCUAGUCCUUUCCAGAUGAGCUCAUACUUUGUGAAUUCGCUGUUUUCCAAGUAUAAAAGCGGGGACACCCUCCGUCCCAAUUAUUAUGACUGUGGGUUCAGCCAGGACCUGGGUACCAGAGCCACCGUGGUUUAUGGACCCGGCAGCGGGGGAAGUUUCCAACAUCCCAGUCAGAUUCAGGAUUUCUACCACCACGGCGCGGCCACCCUCUCCACCUCUGCGUAUCAGCAGAACCCGUGUGCGGUGACGUGUCACGGGGAUCCCGGCAGCUUCUACGGUUACGAUGCCUUGCAGAGGCAGCCGAUCUUCGCCGCCCAGCAAGAGGCCGAACUGGUCCAGUACCCCGACUGCAAGUCGGCGGCGAACAGCCUGGGAGAAGAGGCGGAGAACUCCGAGCAGAGCUCCUCUCCGACGCAGCUAUUCCCUUGGAUGCGACCGCAAGCCGCAGGACGGCGCAGAGGGAGGCAAACCUACAGUCGCUACCAGACACUGGAACUUGAAAAAGAAUUUUUGUUUAAUCCGUAUCUGACCCGCAAACGCCGGAUCGAAGUGUCGCACGCUCUGGGACUGACCGAGAGGCAGGUCAAAAUUUGGUUCCAGAACAGGAGAAUGAAGUGGAAAAAGGAGAACAACAAAGACAAGUUCCCCAGCAGUAAGUCCGAGAUCGAGGAGAGCUCGAAGGAUAAGGAAGGGAAAGAAGACGAAGGAAAUGACUAACAUGACAAAGAGCGAAGUGCGGGCGUGAGAUGCGGGACAGGCGUUACUGAUUACUGUAUGGUACAAAAUAUUGUACGGAACUGUAGACUAAAAGGACCAUUUCAACUUUCUACCAGGCAUUUACAUUGUGUAACAUUCUAGUUAUUUAAGUGAGUUCUUGUAAAGUAUUUAAAGUGAAGCUCUUUGGGGGGCAUUGUGUUAGUCCGUGUGUUGAAAUACCAGAGUAGAUUAUUUAAACCGUGUGCACUAUAUACCAGCUAAUGGCUAUUAGCUUAAAUUUCCCGACAACAUGAAGCUGCCUACUUAAGCUUUAGCGAUUUAGAUUUGUGUUACUGUUUACGGCUUUGGUGUGUUUAUAUACAGAGAGAGAGAGAAUAAAGAUAUGUUUUCUUCGAACCGGAACGUGCAUCAGCAAAACCCGUUUUAAAAGACAGACAGAGAGAGAGAGAGGGGGGAACGAAACCCGGAGGAAAAAUAUUUCUUGGGGUUUACCUAUGAGAACUUCUACCCGUAAACGCGAAUUUCAUUUAUAA
This is a messenger RNA of Mobula hypostoma (lesser devil ray), 2448 nucleotides long. It is a transcript of the gene hoxb8a, whose product is annotated as homeobox B8a. The record is from RefSeq and is a predicted model, not a curated record. Gene Ontology annotation, biological process: regulation of transcription by RNA polymerase II. The transcript is spliced from 2 exons. NCBI's taxonomy places the organism in Eukaryota, Metazoa, Chordata, Chondrichthyes, Myliobatiformes, Myliobatidae. Gene Ontology annotation, molecular function: RNA polymerase II transcription regulatory region sequence-specific DNA binding; DNA-binding transcription factor activity, RNA polymerase II-specific. Gene Ontology annotation, cellular component: nucleus. The coding region runs from base 1214 to 1915 and encodes 233 amino acids.